Rhizoctonia solani is the source of this 10833-nucleotide messenger RNA. RefSeq names its product histone acetyltransferase SAGA, TRRAP/TRA1 component, PI-3 kinase superfamily TRA1 protein. Gene Ontology annotation, cellular component: nucleus; NuA4 histone acetyltransferase complex; SAGA complex. NCBI's taxonomy places the organism in Eukaryota, Fungi, Basidiomycota, Agaricomycetes, Cantharellales, Ceratobasidiaceae. The coding region runs from base 1 to 10833 and encodes 3610 amino acids. Gene Ontology annotation, biological process: DNA repair; regulation of DNA-templated transcription. Gene Ontology annotation, molecular function: protein binding; transcription coregulator activity. The transcript has 20 exons. The record is from RefSeq and is a predicted model, not a curated record.
AUGAGUAUUCAGCAACCAGCGACUGCCAACACAACAUCUGCCGGACAUGAAGUCUUUGAGGGAUAUGCUGCGAAAUUUACGGACUCAACGCAAGAUAUAAAGUCCAAGCUUCAAGCAGCAUGCGACAUUCGAGACUCGGUUGACCAGUUUGGGCAGGCAGAAGCGCAGAAAUUCUCUCCUGUGGUCCUGCCUGCCAUGCUGCAGGUCUUGAGGGAAACACCACCUGCAUUCAAAAAAGAUAGCUCUGAGCAUCAACUGCGAAAUGCGAUCCUUGAGGUAUUCCACCGACUGCCUGUAUCCGAGCAAAUGAAGCCGAUAUACUCGGACAUGGUCAGCUUGACCACUCAGAUACUACGGGAGGACAACGAAGAGAACGGCGUUCUCGCAGUCAAAAUCAUGCUGGACGCCAACAGGACAUUUAAGCGGGACAUGGACCCCCAUGUUCAAGGAUUUCUGGAUUUCGUUCGGGACCUGUACUUGAACAUGAAGCAAACUGUAACAGAGUUACUUAGCGAGGACUCUCCCGGCCCGCCGCCCUCGCAGUCAAACAUGAGCAUCAACACGUCUUCAUCCUCUUCAGGAGAACAGCCAGAGAUGUUGAGAGCAAUCGCAAGUUUCAAGGUCCUGACGGAGUGCCCCAUUGCUACGGUGUACUUGUUCCAGAUGCACCGUAACACCAUACCUUCGGCUGUUAAAAGCUCCAUACCUCUCGCCAUGGAUUUUCUACAACUACAAGCACCUCCGCAAAAACAUGCGCAUGACGAAGCCAACGAAAGAAACGAGCAUUGGAUCGGAGUUUCCCCUGCUAUCAAGCAUCGCGCCCAUUACAUUGAUUUUAUAACAGCCCAAGUCAAGACCUUGUCGUUCGUAGCCUAUGUUUUACGGGGAGCAAUAGAAUCUCCGGUCCGUCAAUACGGAGAAAUUAUCCCUCCUCUGUGCGUUCGGCUCCUCAAGGACUGCCCGCCAGAGUCAGCAAAUAUUCGCAGGGAGUUAAUGGUGGCAACGCGUCAUAUUCUCUCGACGGAAUUUCGUCCAGCGUUUGUUCCGCUCAUUGAUUGUUUGACGAGCGAACAUAUUCUCAUCGGGACGGGCGUCAAUAGUCAAGAGACCCUCCGGCCUCUCGCAUAUAGCAUGCUUGGUGACUUGGUUCACCACGUUCGCAAAGAGCUUUCUCCAGAGCAACUUCGCAGAAUCAUUUAUCUAUAUUCGUGCUGCCUUCACAACCCUUCGUUCAGUUCGACUAUCCACAAUAUGUCUGCCAAACUUCUUGCGAACCACGUAGAUGCCAUUUUGGAAAAAUAUCCGAAGCCAGAGGCUGCAUCCACACUCUUGGCGCUCUUGGAAACAUGCGUAGACAAACUCGGCGCCGUCUGGGCAAUUCACCAACAGGUGGCAAACGCGAAUAAGGAAGCACUGGGACCGAAGGCCGACACCAAGACCGACACCAAGGCCGACCCCCAUACGAAGCCACAUGAAACCAAGGACGUGGAGAUGCAUGAUAUAGAUGCAAUGGACAUAGAUGCCCCACGACCACUAACGAAGACACUAUCUUUGGUCGACAUUGAGAGGUCCAAGCCUGUCCAGGCUGCAGCAUUCGCGUUGGAGAAUAAGGGCGAGGCGGCCAAGGAGUCAAAGGUUCUUUUUAGAACUCUACUACAUGUUUUCAAGACCGUUCUGGCUGGCAUUCGAACUAGUGAAGGUCCCGUCCCUGAUGGCGAACUGAUCCGGAGACUGUUCCAGAACUGCGUCAAGUGCUUGACGAUGUACGACGAUGGGCGUGACGGAGGCAAGGAAGCAUUUGAGAUGCUCUUGCAAGUUUUUCAUGAAAUCGAACCGCAUAUAUUCCAGGAGGUUUGGACCACGGAAAUGCAAUUCUUUAUAGAUCACGUUCAAGACCAUCAAAAUCUUCUAGCUAUGCCCCAGUUACUUCUCUCAAGUGACAUGGUCUCACACCAGUUGGUUGCAAUCCUCUUGCGUUAUCUCGUUGGAAAGCUCGAUACGCUUGGAGACCAGAGUCAGAAGAGUGCUUCGAUUACGCUCCGGCUCUUCAAGAUGUGCUUUAUGUCCGUUACGGUAUUUCCCGAGCUAAACGAGCCCAUCCUAUUCCACCACCUUAGCAAGCUUAUCAUGGAUUCUCUCCGUCUCGCCGCCAAAGCUGCCGAUCCAACCAACUAUUUCCUCUUAUUGCGCGGGUUGUUCCGAGCCAUGGGGGGCGGGAAGUUCGAGAGUUUAUACAAUGAAGUUCUGCCUUUGCUCCGGGAUAUGCUCGAAAGCUUGAAUCGUCAACUUCUAGCCGCGGAGCCAUCCAAGCAGGAUCUCUUGGUCGAGCUUUGUUUGACGGUUCCUGUGCGCCUAACCAACCUACUACCGUUUUUGGGUUUCCUCAUGCGACCCCUCGUACAUGCACUUCGAGCGGGGCCGGAGCUUGUAGCACAAGGUCUACGGACGCUUGAGCUUUGCAUCGAUAACCUGACGCAGGAGUUCCUGGAUCCUACCUUGAGCCCAGUUCUUCGCGAGCUUAUGAGCGCCCUACAUUCACACCUAAAACCCCAGCCCGGCAAUCACCAACAUGCUCAUACGACGGUCCGUAUUCUGGGGAAACUGGGUGGACGAAAUCGUCGAUUACAGCAUCAACAGCCUCAACUCGAGUAUAAGGGGUACUCGCCCGACGUCACGAUGGCUCUCAAAUUUAGUGGUACCGCUCAAGCCGUGGACAUCGGUCCCACUUGUCAGCUCGCGAUUCGCUUGGUGCAGGAAUCUAAUGCCUUCUAUCGUCAAGACGCUUUCACAUUUAUUCAGAGGGCGCUCGAAUUAUUUAUGCGUGAUGGUAUCGACGGGUCUGAGGGCGAAGGGGUUUUCUCCAGCUUAGUUGAUAGUCUUUUUAUUGCUCUUCAAGAUUCUGAGCUAGAAGACAAAGCGGCGGCCUACAUUCGCGAGUUUUCUGAAAUCGUCUUCCUAAACGAACUUAGCCAAAAUGUUGGCAACAAGGUCACCAAAAUUACAAGUCUCUAUAUGGAUCGCGUUCCUCGCCUUCUUGCUGCGACAUCCAAACAUCAUGUUGAGCGUGGGCAAGUUGUAUUUGGGGACAUGCUGAAUGAUCUACUUGCUUUCGAAACCAAGGCCGCUCCAGUUGGCAGGAAAUUGCGUGGGCUUGAAUGCAUCGUUCAUCCACUUGGGUUUAAUCUCACAGCUGCAUGUUACGAGGAAACGUGGCCCGCUAAGCUUUCUGGAUGUCGCGGAAUCAUAAUGCUAGCCGACGCUCUCGGACCCAAAUGGACCAGUGAACGAGAGAACAGCUUCAUCAGGGCCUUCUUAUCAGUACUCAAGGAAAUGCCAGCCGACCCACCUCGCGAGGUUGAAUUCAUCAAGGAAUCCAUCUUGAAGAUACUCAGACUGUGCCGUCAGGCUCCCCCAUUCGUCCCACCACCUCAACCUGGGAUGGACCCUGCUUCUCUCCCGAAACUCCCGCAUUUAGUCCCUACUCUGACCACAGAGCUUUCUAGCCCUAUUGCGCUCGUACGAGAGAUGGCGCAAAAGUCGAUCGAAUUGCUGGCCGAGUUGACUGAGUCUACACCCUCUGAACUUCUUAUGAAAUGCAAGGAACGCCUAUUGACUCCAAUCUUCGCGAAACCACUCCGAGCCUUACCUAUCUCACUUCAAAUCGGGCACAUCGACGGGAUCACGUAUGCACUCAACAUGAAGCCUCCGCUUCCAGAAAUGAACGAGGAGCUCCUGCGCUUGCUUUCAGAGGCGCUGGCUAUUGCCGACGCCGAGGACCGUGACAUUGUUGGCCCUGGAGGACGUGGUGGCCCUCGUAGCAACGCAGCAGUGCUUGAGCAACUCCGUGUAGUUUGCAUCAAACUUCUCACGUCGUCUAUGUCCGUCACCGAAUUUUUUGCAAAGCAAAUGGCCACCCGACAGAAGGUAACCAGCGUAUACUUCAAAUCCCUAUACUCACCUUCAAAUGAAGUCAAGAAAGUCGCCCAUGAAGGACUUCGUACUGUCCUGAACCACCAAAGUCGUUUACCGAAAGACAUUCUGCAGACGGGCUUGCGACCUGUGCUAAUGAAUCUAGCUGACGCGAAACGCCUCUCCGUCCCUGGUCUUGAAGGGUUGGCGCGUUUGUUGGAACUUCUGACAAAUUACUUCAAGGUAGAGAUUGGCCACAAACUACUCGACCAUUUCCGCGUUAUUGCCGAUCCUAAAAUGCUGAGCGACGCCGCGUAUCAACCCUUGGCCGAUAAUGAGGAAAUUACCAAGCUUGUUCGGUUGGUCAACAUUUUCCAUCUACUCCCUCCUGCGGCCAAUAUGUUCCUUGAAGCACUGGUAUCUCUGGUGGUACAAGUAGAGACGCAACUUCACUCUGCUUCCCCAAGCCCCUUUACCGCAGCCCUCGCCUCCUUCCUUGACCGCUUCCCUAGCGAAUCUUCCGAGUAUUUCUAUCGUAGUAUUGGACAGGCUCCGACCCUUCGAUCCCUGCGAAACGUCAUUUCUUCUGGUCUGGCCCCCAACUUGAACGCGGAGUUCAGGAACAACACGAAGCUUCUGGUGGACCAGUGUUUGAAGGACGAAACCAACAACCUCGUUCUCCCCGGCCUUAUCCUUUGUACGGAACUGUCUGCGGACCAUCCAACUUGGCUACAAGAACACCCCGAAGUACUUGACGCCCUUUUGCAUCUCUGGCGCUCCCACUUCCUCCAUGGCUCUGAAGAUAAUUUUGUUCCUGUCGAAGGAUUUGCUCGCCAUGUUUCGUUGCUCCUAAACCUACUAAUUGGAGUAAUUGAACAGUCCCCUAGAGUGGAUGUUAUAUUCGACAUUGUUUGCAUUUACGCCCACAGGGUCCCGCUCGACCUUUCGAAACUGCGGCUUUGUUUGCUGGAGCACGUUACGCUCGGGGCCUCAUCUGACCUACGAAAGCAAAUCAUGCAACGCUUCGUCGAAGUCUUUGACGGUGACACGUACAACUGGGCUCACAAAUCUCAAUUCCUCCGCCAUAUCGUGAAUCCGUUGCUAUAUGCACAGAUCAAACAGAAGGAAGAGUCCGAAUCUCCAGGAAAUACAAUCGACUGUGUGGAUUCCUCUAUCGUCAACGGCCUUCAUUCGAAAAUCUGGAAGCCAAUGACCGACCAGCCUUCCGAUCCAUUCCCCGGCUCAGACGACGGUUUGAAAAUCGAGAUUUUACACAUGUCGAGCCUAUUGAUCCAAUCCUCAUCGAGUUUGAUGCAGGAGUCGAGGAAGGAUGUCAUCAAGUGUACCUGGCAUUACAUAGUUAACGACGAUGCCACGGUAAAACAAACGGCCUAUGUGACAAUCUCCCAGUUCUUUGCUGUUUUCGACUCUCCCCCCAAGUUUCUGACUGGGGUCUGGACUGGACUCCUACGACCGGUCCACACCGACAAUCGUUCUCUCACAAAACAGGCCGUAGAUAUCAUGGUUCCGGUUUUGAUUAAAGCCGGAAAUUCUGAAAACGGGCCUCCUUCCUGGGCUAAAUCUGUUCGCCGGGCACUUAUCGACGAGGGUCAUAGCAUCCCCCAGCUUCUAGUUAUUCAUCAAAUCAUUGUGCGGCAUCCGGAAUUCUUCUAUCCUUGCCGCGAACUCUUCGUACCUUCGAUGAUUAGCUCGCUUCACAAACUUGGUACGGUUCAGACCGCAACAGCCGAAACAAGGGCCAAUGCGUUGGACGUUCUCGAAGUGAUUCUCUCAUGGGAAAGGCGCGCUGUCAAGGAAUCCAAGGAAUCCGGGGCCGGGGGCUCGAGCUCGGCCUGGGUACUCCCUUUUUCCAUGCGUGAAACGAUUAUUAGCUAUCUUGUCCGCUUUAUUACAAUGACUAGCUUGGAAGCCGAUAAACUUGGACUUCCUUCACGCGCCCUUGGGAUCUUGGAAAGUAUCUUGAAGCCCGGAGGAUGGAAGGACGUCGAUGUUCAGCUACAGUAUUUCCAUAGGCCACUCCUUCAGGUUGAUCUAAACGAGGCGAACCACUUGCCUGUUAUCGUAAAUGCAACAAAGGUCUUUUCCCUCAUUGUUCUUUCCCAAGACGACAAUUGGCUCCUCUCUCAUGCGGCCGAUUUACAUACGCUUAUCGAAAAAGGCUUGCGAAGUGAUGAGCCGACGCUACACGAAUACCUGCAGCCCGUACUCCAACGCAUGUUAGCGCUUGUAGGGGAGCCGGUCGAAGGAGAAUCUUCAACUCCUGGACAUGCCAUUUUCUCGUUCGCAGACUCCAUGAUCAAGGAUGGGCUCCAGCAUUCUCAACGACAACUUGCUGGCACCUAUGCUUGUCUGUCUGUUUUGAAAACCAUGGUCGCGGUUUACCCAGCCAAGCUCGAGGUAUAUGCCCCCCAUCUCGUGAAAGUCCUACAGAAGCUUGUCAAAGAUCACAAUGCCGCCAACCCUACAAACAACCCCGUCACGUCCGAAACUACAUCUCGUUUGGUAACGCUAAUCUUUGAAAUCUGCCGGGACAAGGUUUCAGCACUAGGUGUAGAGCGGCGAUGGUUCUUGAACGCUGUGAUACUGGUCGUUGGACACUCCCAAACCAUCAGCCUCUGCCACUAUGUCCUCGGCAUGGUUCGCGAAUGGACUCUAGUCCGCCCCGAUGUGACUCCAACUCUCAAAGAAAAGGCGGGCAUGCUCAAGCACAUGAUGGGUUUCGAAAGUCGCAACGAUACGAAGCUUCUCGAUGAUUAUCUGAAUUUAAUUUAUGACAUCUAUACUGAACCAUCGCUGAAGCGGAGCGACCUGACAACGCGCUUGGAAUCUGUCUUCCUCAUGGGCUGUCGUGCCAAAGACCCAGCGAUCCGAUGCAAGUUUGUUGAUUUAUUCGACACCAGUAUUCAACGCACUGUUUCAGCUCGCCUUCAAUAUGCUCUUGGCUCCCUGAGUUGGGAAUUCGUGGCCGAACAUUACUGGAUUCCACUUGCUUUGGACUUGGUGCUUGGUGCGACCGAAGAUGGAAGAACCGACUCACUCGUCCUUCGCGAAAAUCUUGCAAUACUUGAAUCAUCUCUCUCUCGAACAAUUUACCAAGGGACUGGGAUGGAUAUGCUGCAGCCGUUAAGACGCCUCCUCCACGCGGACAAUCAAGUAGCUCACGAAUUAUGGAUUUCCACAUUCCGCGCAGUCUGGGCAACUCUCCCGCGCCGCGAACAAAGUGACGCAGCCCGAUACGUGCUCACUCUGGUCACCAAGGACUACCAUUCUAAGCAGUGUGAUCUUCGACCCAACGUCAUCCAGUCUAUCCUUGGAGGCGUUCACGCAUGCAACCCUCCCUUAGCUCUUCCUCCCUUUGUAGUCAAAUACCUUGGGAAAACGUUCAACGCCUGGCAUAUAGCUCUGGAAAUUCUUCAAUCCGGUUUGGACCCGCAUCGUGCUGAGGAGCCUCAUGAGACUACCUACGAUGCACUUGCCGAGUUAUAUGCGGAACUUUCAGAAGACGACUUAUUUUACGGCCUUUGGCGCCGGCGCUCCAUCUUUGAAGAAACCAAUGCGGCUCUCGCCUACGAGCAAAACGGAUUCUGGUCGCUGGCCCAGCAAACAUACGAGUCUGCGCAGAUUAAGGCUCGUACAGGAGCACUCCCCUUCAAUGAGUCUGAGUAUUGUCUUUGGGAAGAUCACUGGAUACUUGCCACUCAAAAGCUUCAGCAAUGGGACCCGCUCGCUGAACUGGCGCGUAGCGAGAACAACGCUGAUCUACAACUCGAGUGCAUUUGGAGAACAACUGGGGCAGACCGCGAGCAAAUUCAGGAACUUUUGGCACAGGUAUCGGACGUCCCAACCCCUCGUCGCCGGGUCUUCGAAGCAUACGUUGCGCUGACUCAAAUACCCCCUCCGAACGAAAAGAAUAUGAACUUUUUGCGUAUCAUGGACGAGUCGAUUCAACUCUCUCUGAGGAAGUGGGUGACCCUGCCAAGUAUCAUGUCCAUGGCACAUGUUCCGCUCCUUCAGCAUUUCCAGCAAUUCGUUGAACUUCAGGAAGCGGCGCAGAUUUUCAUGUCAUUGAGCAUGACUAACGCUCAGAAUCUCGAAAAGCGAUCAUCAGAGCUCAAAGUUGUUCUUCAGGCCUGGCGUGAGCGCUUGCCCAACCUCUGGGACGACAUCAGCCUUUGGAGCGACUUGGUCGCGUGGCGUACCCACGUUUUCGAAAUGAUUAACAAGACGUAUGUGCCCCUCAUUCCUACCACUUCGGCAUCGGGGUCUUCGGGUAACAGCAACACCUACGGAUACCGCGGCUACCACGAAACCGCAUGGAUCAUCAAUCGUUUCGCCCAUGUCGCCCGAAAGCACCAGUUACCUGACGUCUGCCAUACGUCUUUGGCUAAAAUAUACACCCUCCCAAAUAUCGAGAUAUCUGAAGCCUUCUUGAAGUUGCGGGAACAAGCACGAUGCCACUAUCACAACCCAAAUACCAGCGAGCUUACUUCUGGCCUCGAAGUCAUCAAUAACACGAACCUCAUGUACUUCAACCAAUCUCAAAAAGCCGAGUUCUAUACGCUCAAGGGCAUGUUCAUUGCCAAGCUCGGCAACAAAGACGACGCAGAUCGAGCUUUCCAGCAAGCAGUGCAAAUGGAUAUGGGUUUAGCAAAGGCGUGGGGCGAAUGGGGCAAAUUCAACGAUCGUCAAUUUAAGGAGAGGCCGCAGGAAUACACACUGGCUGCGAAUGCCGUCCAAUGCUACCUCCACGCAGCGUCCCUACACAAGAGUGCCAAGUCCCGACCGAUUAUACAGCGUAUCAUCUGGCUCCUCAGCGUGGAAGAACCACAACAACCAGUCAUCUCUCCGAUUUUCGAAGGAUAUAAAGGCGACAUUGCCCUCUGGUACUGGCUCACAAUAAUCCCACAGCUCCUUGUUGCUCUGUCAUAUCGAGAAAGUAAACAUGCGCGCCAUGUCCUUAUGAGCAUUUCAAAGCAUUAUCCACAGGCUUUAUUCUUCCAUCUUCGAACUACCCGAGAAGAGUUUGUUCAGGAGAAGAAACGUCUUACAGCCAUGCAGAACGCUCGCAACGCUCGUCAGGCUCAAAACGCUGCUGCUGCCAAACCCGAUGGUACGAGCGGAACAUCGACCACUGCAGGAAGCCCACCCACACCAAAAGCCAAUGGACCCACCCCAGAUGUCACUACGCCCGCUCCCACACCCGGUGGAGGUGAUACAGCUCCAUCCAGUGAUGUAGCGCAAGCAGCCAAUACGGCAACUAUGAAUGCUCUUGACGGCGCAGUGCAAAGGGCUAGGCAACCAUUCGACCAUGUCGAAGACGUUACAAGCAUUCUGAAAACCGGGUUCCCUCUUUUGACACUGGCUCUUGAGACGAUGGUUGACCAAAUCGCGAUGCGCAUGAAGUUAAUGCCAGAAGAAGAUAUAUGUCGUCAGCUUAGCUACCUACACGCGGAUGGGAUGAUGGCAUAUAAUCGUCGGUGCAAUUCGUUGACCGAAGACAACUCGAUUCCUCAACAAUCCCAGAUGAUGGCUGCCAACUUUGCUCGAGGACUGCAACCUCCGAACGCUAGGGCUGCAUUUGAACAAGACAUUCUUAUGUCUAAAUUGACACUUCGGCAAUAUGUAGUCAAGGUACAGAAAUGGAGGGAUCGCUACGAUUCACAACCAGACCACAGUCGCACCCCCCGUAAACCCCUGCAAUCCAUUAGCCACUGGCUCGCUGAGUUCCACCACAAUAAAUUCGAAGAGCCAAUAGAAGUUCCUGGUCAAUACAUUCAACACAAGGAUUCGCCUCAUGGGUUCAUCCGGAUCCAACGGUUUGCAUCUCGUGUAGAUUUUUGCCGUAGCCUCGACAUGCACUUCCGGCGUAUUGGUUUACACGGACAUGAUGGGUCGUUCCAUACGUUUGCUGUUCAAACUCCUACCGCUCGCCAUGCUCGUCGUGAAGAACGUGGGAUGCAGUUAUUUAGGUCUUUCAAUGCCGUACUUGACCGUCGCAAAGAAACCCGCAAACGAAAUCUGAAUUUCCAUUUACCCGCAGCCGUCUCACUGUCCAGCACACUGCGACUCCUUGAAAACGAUGCUUCAUACAUAACAAUGCAAGAUAUGUUGGAACAACACUUCAAGGAGAAAGGCAUUCACCGAGAUGACCCUCAACUGCACUUCCUGGACAAACUCAAAACAUUGCGAAAUCCUGAGGGAACCAAGGUCGACUUCUUUACGCUUCGAGCCGAGUUAAUCAGUGAGAUUUCGGCCAAGCUUGUGCCAGCAAAUGUGAUUACGAACUACAUGACACGAUGCAUGCGAGGUCCCAUGGAGCUCUGGACAAUGAGGAAACUAUUUGCUCUCCAGGUGGCCGCUAGUUCCUUUAUGUCGUUCUUCUUCAGUGCGAACGGCCGAAUGCCCCAACGCUUCCACAUCUCGAGAUCAACUGGGCGAAUGUUUAUGUCAGAUUUGCUUCCUACAUGGAACAACAAGCAUCCUAUCAUUCACAACGCUGAAGCAGUGCCAUUCCGCUUUACUCCCAACAUGCAACACUUCGUUACACCUAUUGGCAUCGAAGGCUUGAUGACAUCUGGCAUGAUGGCAAUUGCUCGUGGACUGACGGAACCUGAGUAUGAUUUGGAGCAACAGCUUACCCUCUUCCUCCGAGACGAAGUUUUCACCUGGUGCACUACUGCUCAAAACACACCUCCCAUGCCUGAUCUUGGCUUCAGACGAGCGGUCCAGCACAAUGCAGAAUCGCUCGUCAAAAAGGCCGAGUUGAUGGCCUGCCGCACACAGGCUGAUACUGGCGCAUCAACACCACAGGUGCCUAUUCAAAAUAUCACAGAUCUUAUUAUUCGUGCCAGUCAAGAACAGCAACUCGCUCAAAUGGAGAUCACCUACUUGCCGUGGAUGUAA